AUGGCUGACGACGGCGAUGCCGAUUCUGCUUAUGCCGAGAGCAUAGGCGCCUAUUCCGAAUGUACUUCUGUAUCUUCGAGCGCUUUCGACUUUCAGUACGAAAACGGCCGCCGGUACCACUCCUACAAGGCUGGAAAAUAUUUCGCUCCCAAUGAUGAGCAGGAGCAGGAAAGACUCGAUCUGCUCCAUCAUGUCCAAUCUAUGGUUCUCGGGGGAGAGCUGUACAAAGCACCAAUUGAAGCUCCCCAACGCAUCCUUGACAUAGGCACCGGGACUGGAAUUUGGGCAAUUCAAAUUGCCGACACUUUCCCCAUGGCAGAGGUUGUCGCUACGGAUUUAUCUCCGAUUCAACCGACUUGGGUCCCUCCAAAUCUGGAAUUCCUCAUAGAUGACUGCGAAUCAGAGUGGGCUUUUGAGCGCAGUUUUGAUUUUAUUCGUCUUGGGCAUAUGGGUGGUAGUAUAGCGGACUGGGAAAAGCUAUUUCAACAGUGCAUGGAAAAUCUCAAACCAGGAGGAUGGCUAGAAGUCAUCGACUUUGAAGGUGACUUCCAAUGGAACCUGUACACAGCAGCUGAAUCUAACGUUCUGUCCCAGUGGCAAACCGAACUCAGCCACGCGGCAGAGAAGUUCGGCCGUAUAAUGAAUAUAAGCCCUCAAAUCAAAGGCCUAGUGGACCGAGCAGGAUUCCAAGAUAUUGUCCACGAGGUCCACAAGGUUCCGCUGUCUCCAUGGCCCAAGGAGCCUCGUCGGAGGAGUCUGGGCAUGAAUAUGAACGCGAUAAUGACCGAAGCAAUGCAAGCUUACAGUCUAGCGCUUUUCACCCGAGUACUAGGUUGGCAACCGGCAGAGGUUGAGGUUCUCUUGGCUGGGGCCAGAAAAGAUCUGAACAACCCUGAUUACCAUUUAUAUACUCGAUUACAUAUUGUUUACGGGAGAAAGCCGCCAACGCCAGGGCCGGCGAACUAA
Messenger RNA from Cladophialophora psammophila CBS 110553, 966 nucleotides. RefSeq lists its product as uncharacterized. Gene Ontology annotation, molecular function: methyltransferase activity. The transcript is spliced from 5 exons. The record is from RefSeq and is a predicted model, not a curated record. Lineage: Eukaryota; Fungi; Ascomycota; Eurotiomycetes; Chaetothyriales; Herpotrichiellaceae. The coding region runs from base 1 to 966 and encodes 321 amino acids.